CGAAAACGCGAUUUUGUCCCAAGUAUGUUUCCGUAGGAGUAAUAACAGAAAAGGGUGCUAGUUCGUGUGUAUCCAUUACCAUAUGAAUUAUUGAAACUAGGCAGUAUACGUUGACACGGGGAUGGCUGCGGAGUGCAGGAUUAGGAAGAGUGAGUGUGCUGAAGUUAGUGAGGUUAUUGUGGGUGACCCUUACUGUGUGUCCGUGCUGAAACAUGGCUACUGCCUGAGCCACACUGAUGGCUCUUUUCGGGCAGACGGCAGCAUUACCUUACUGACCGGACCAAAAACUAUACUGGUGGACACUGGAGGGCCAUGGGACCGAGACUUCCUACUCUCUAAACUGAAAGAAAAAGGACUGUCCCCUGCCGAUGUGAGUUUGGUGGUCGGUACACACGGACACUCUGACCACGUGGGCAAUUUAAACCUGUUUCCCAGAGCAACAGUAGUCGUGGGGUGUGACGUAAGCCAAGGGGAUAGAUACCUGCCGAAUAGGCUUGCGGAAGGGUCACCCUACCCCAUCGACCCAUAUGUGUCCAUCAUCCCUACGCCUGGCCAUACAGGACGUGAUGUCAGUGUUCUUGUUAAGGGAACAGUUGUGGGACAAGUUCUCGUGGCUGGGGAUCUGUUUGAGUGUUGCGCCGAUGAAGACUCGUGGAGGGAGCUUAGCGAGAACCCAGAGGUGCAGGAUGUGAGUCGGCGGACUGCUUUAAGGAUUGCUGAUGUCAUCAUUCCUGGACAUGGAGCACCAUUCAGGGUGUUCAGGGAAUCAGGAGACUGAGGACCGGAAAUCUGUCCAAACCACUGAAGUAUAGUUGAGUCUGUGGCACAAACCACGUCUAAUAUUAGAUAUUCAGUGGAAAAUCAUUGGAAUACAAAAAAAACCCCACUUUUAUUAUUCACAUUAUUGUGCAGUGUCACUAUUGUUUAUUUUUUUGUGUUUCACAGCAUGCCUCUUGGUACCUGUGCUUUAUGACUAAGGGUCAGUGGCAGGGCAGUUUGAAAGUGAAGUAUUUUAAUUUCUGAUUUUUUAAUUAAUUAUUUAUUUUUUUAAGAACACUCUGCUUUAAAAAUGUUGGAAUUUAAAAUGUAUGCUACUUAGGAAAAGAAUAUCAGUAGAAAACAACAGAUUUCCUUAUUUUUUAUUUUGAUGUCUAAAAUAAACAUUUAGCAAAGAAUAAGUGAUUGUGAAUUUAGAGACAGCCCAACCUGAAACAUAUCGAAACCAUUCAUUCAUUCAUUCAUGUCCAGUAACUGUUCUGGGAGAAAUCCUGAUUUGACUUGUUUGCUUUUUCAUGGGAGCAAGAGGUUUUUAUUAUGGAGCUUUAAAGAGAAGCUUGUGGGAGAGUUGCCAGAUGUCAGCAAAUUCCCAUCUCAACUACAACUCAGAAACCACACAAUGAUUUGCAGUAUAGGCAAUACAAGGCCAGUAUAUGCAGGACCUGGCAACCCUGCUUGCUAGACAAAUACAAAGAUUGUUAACAUGGAUACUAAUAGGAGAUGCACUACACAUCACAGUAGUCUGACCAAAGCAGUGGCUUAUUCAGCUCCAAAAUAAAAGAAUAUAUCUACCAUAUUUCUGUACAAACAAAAGUAAUAUGUUUUUAGAUAUUGAGCCCAAGAUACAACACACUGUCCUUGUACAUUCAUUCGUGUAUUUUUCUUAAAUGAUUGUUCUCUCUCGCUAUUAAAAGAAAUCUUCUUAGAAAA
Molecule: messenger RNA, 1707 nt
Organism: Pangasianodon hypophthalmus (striped catfish)
Lineage: Eukaryota; Metazoa; Chordata; Actinopteri; Siluriformes; Pangasiidae
Gene: mblac1
Product: metallo-beta-lactamase domain containing 1
Exons: 2
Coding region: 122-778 (218 amino acids)
Source: RefSeq, a predicted model, not a curated record